Messenger RNA from Grammomys surdaster, 714 nucleotides. It is a transcript of the gene Dnaaf19, whose product is annotated as coiled-coil domain containing 103. Gene Ontology annotation, biological process: determination of left/right symmetry; epithelial cilium movement involved in extracellular fluid movement; inner dynein arm assembly. Gene Ontology annotation, cellular component: outer dynein arm. The record is from RefSeq and is a predicted model, not a curated record. The transcript has 3 exons. Bases 1 to 714 code for a protein of 237 amino acids. Lineage: Eukaryota; Metazoa; Chordata; Mammalia; Rodentia; Muridae.
AUGGAGAGGAACGAUGUACUCAACUUCAAAGCUCUGGAGAAAGAGCUGCAGGCUGCCCUCGCUGCUGACGAGAAGUAUAAAAGGGAGAACGCAGCCAAGUUACGGGCAGUUGAGCAAAGGGUGCCUUCCUAUGAGGAGUUCAGAGGUAUUGUUCUUGCUUCACACCUGAAACCUCUGGAACAAAAGGACAAGAUGGGAGGAAAGAGAUUUGUGCCCUGGAACUGUCACACUACUCGGGAAAAGACAUCUCAAGAUAUGGUCAUUGAAAUGCCCCAGGAGAAAUCACCCUUCCAGCCCGCCACCUCUGCAGAAUUUUACCGUGAUUGGCGCCGACACUUAAGAAGUGGGCCAGAGCGCUACCAAGCCCUGCUUCAGCUUGGGGGGCCCAAGCUGGGCCACCUCUUCCAAAUGGACGUGGGAUUUGGACUUCUCGGGGAGCUGCUGGUGGCACUGGCCGAGCAUGUCAAGCUGAGCGACCGGAUGGCAGUACUAAGGAUUCUGCACAGCCUGGCUAACACUGGGCGGUUUGCCUUGAACCUGAGCCUGCUAAGCAGUGCAGAGCGAGAGAGCUGCCAGCGCUUGUUUCAGAAGUUGCAGGCCAUGGGUACCACCAGACCCAUGCAGGAGGGCCUCAGCAUGGAAGAGCCAUCUGCUGGGCUACAGGGAGAAGAAGGGCUCCUACAGGAGCUGCUAGAACUGUAUGGGGUCCAUUGA